Messenger RNA from Tarenaya hassleriana, 9654 nucleotides. RefSeq names its product BEACH domain-containing protein C2-like. Gene Ontology annotation, molecular function: protein binding. Bases 222 to 9206 code for a protein of 2994 amino acids. Lineage: Eukaryota; Viridiplantae; Streptophyta; Magnoliopsida; Brassicales; Cleomaceae. The transcript has 33 exons. The record is from RefSeq and is a predicted model, not a curated record.
AAGGCCCAAAAUUCAGAAGCUCGUAAUUUUUAUUUCCCGGGGCGUUAAUUGCUAAAUCACCAAAUCGGCAAAUCCACCGUCGCUCUCCCUCUCGUGCGCGCCCAAGUCGCCUUCUUUCUCUGGUGCUUGCGGCUGCGGCCGAAAGGCGAUCCAACCAGAUUGGUGGUGGGUGAGAGAAAGCUGUGAAUGACUGUUCCGUAGGUUCUCCUUGCGUUAAUAACAUGGAAGAAGAUGAAGAAAAGAAGCUCACAGAAGCUUCUGAUAGACAUUCUGAUGUGGCCGAAUUACCUAGUUCUGUAGGGAAUAGGAUAGAAGCGUUUGAUCAGGAGAAUUCUGGUUCUGUUCGGGAUGACAAUUCUGGGGUAGGACAGAUUGCCACAGCGUCACAAGGGAUCAGUUCGUUUGAUGCUGUCCUCAAGGAUGACCAUUUUGAACAGGUCUCUUUGGGAGAUCAAGAUAAGGCUGCAACUGAACCACAGGACGACCUUACAGAGUCCGGAAGAGCUUCCUUCUCUGAAUAUGGGAGGUCUUCAUUUGGUGGCACUGAAGGGAAGCUUUCAUCGAAGACACAGGAGGUGCAAUAUGGUUCUGGCCCUAAGGAUAAUGAGCAAAGUGAUCGGUUUUCAAGCGCUGGGCUAGAAAGAGAGAUAUCUUAUUCCAUGAAGCAGUCUCACUCAUCAAAUACUCUGGAUUCCUUUCACCACCCUGAAUCUGGAUAUUCCCCAGUUCAUUCCCCUCAGAGGCCUAGACCAAAAGCUGCAAUGCCAAAUGUUUCUCCAGAAUUAUUGCAUCUAGUGGAUUCAGCCAUCAUGGGGAAGCCUGAAAGCUUAGAAAAACUAAAGAAUAUUGUAAACGGUAUGGAGAGUUUUGGCUCUGGAGAGGAUCCAGAGACAAUUGCUUUCUUAGUUAUUGAUUCACUUCUUGCGACAAUGGGUGGAGUUGAGAGUUUCGAAGAGGAUGAAGAUAGCAACCCUCCCAGUGUGAUGUUAAAUUCUCGUGCUGCCAUUGUUGCCGGUCAGCUUAUUCCUUGGCUUCCUUGCUUAGGUGACAGUGUCAAUUUUAUGUCUCCUAGGACCCGCAUGGUGCAAGGAUUACUAGCUAUCUUACGUUCUUGCACGAGAAACAGAGCUAUGUGCUCGUUGGCAGGGUUGCUGGGAGUUCUUUUGCGAGCGGUUGAGGAUAUAGUAUCCAGGGAUGUCAAUACAAAAUGGAAAGCAGCCGCUUUGUUUCACUGCAUUCAACAUUUAGCUGGGCACUCUAUUAGUGUCUGUGAUUUGCAUAAAUGGCUUCAAAUUAUUAAACAAACUCUUACAACGGUGUGGUCAAGUCCUCUGAUGCAUGCUUUGGAGAAGGCAAUGAGUGGAAAGGAGUCAAGGGGACCGGCAUGCACAUUUGAGUUUGAUGGUGAAAGCUCUGGCUUGCUUGGUCCUGGUGAAAGUCGUUGGCCCUUUACCAAUGGCUAUGCUUUUGCAACGUGGAUCUAUAUUGAAUCUUUUGCUGACACAUUAAAUGCUGCAACUGCCGCAGCUGCAAUUGCUGCAGCUGCAGCGGCCAAGUCAGGGAAAUCAUCUGCAAUGUCAGCUGCAGCGGCUGCAAGUGCGCUUGCCGGUGAGGGUACUGCUCACAUGCCACGUUUAUUCAGCUUUUUGUCUGCUGAUAAUCAGGGAAUAGAAGCAUAUUUCCAUGCACAGUUUUUGGUGGUUGAGAGUGGUAGUGGGAAAGGAAGAAAGGCGUCUCUGCAUUUUACUCAUGCAUUUAAGCCGCAGUGUUGGUAUUUUAUUGGCCUGGAGCAUACCUGCAAGCAGGGACUUUUAGGGAAAGCAGAGAGUGAACUCAGGCUGUAUAUUGAUGGGUCCUUGUAUGAAACUCGUCCUUUUGAAUUUCCUCGUAUAUCCAAGCCGCUUUCAUUCUGCUGCAUUGGAACCAACCCUCCUCCUACGAUGGCUGGUCUACAACGUCGUCGUCGUCAAUGUCCUUUAUUUGCUGAGAUGGGACCAGUUUAUAUAUUUAAGGAAUCGAUUGGUCCUGAAAAAAUGGCACGGUUGGCGUAUAGAGGUGGGGAUGUUUUGCCUUGUUUUGGUAAUGGGGCAGGCAUUCCUUGGUUAGCCACAAAUGACCACAUCCGUAGCAGAGCAGAGGAAAGCAGUCUUUUGGAUGCAGAGAUUGGAGGAUACAUCCAUCUGCUUUACCACCCCUGUCUGCUUAAUGGACGGUUUUGUCCAGAUGCUUCACCUUCUGGAGCAACAGGCAUUCUAAGACGGCCAGCUGAGGUUCUUGGACAAGUCCAUGUUGCUACGAGAAUGAAGCUGAUGGAGUCCCUCUGGGCACUAGGUUAUGGAGGACCCAUGUCUUUACUGCCUCUGACUGUUAGCAAUGUGCAUAAAGAUAGCCUUGAACCAUUACCAGGAAGUCUUCCAUUGUCUUCGGCUACAGCUGCUCUUGCUGCACCUAUAUUCCGAAUUCUCUCUGUUGCUAUUCAACAUCCCGGGAACAAUGAAGAAUUGUAUCGCAACCGUGGGCCUGAGAUUCUGGCCAGAAUUCUCAGUUAUCUUCUACAGUCACUUGCAUCUCUUGAUCGGAAUCAAGGUGGAGUAGGAGAUGAGGAACUAGUUGCUGCCAUUGUUUUACUUUGCCAAUCUCAGGAGAUCAAUCAUGCUCUUAAAGUGCAGCUCUUUAGUACGCUGCUGUUAGAUCUGAAGAUAUGGAGUUUGUGCAAUUAUAGGCUCCAGAAAAAGCUUUUGUCAACCCUUGCAGAUAUGGUAUUCACUGAAGCGUCAGCCAUGAGGAAUGCCAAUGCAAUGCAGAUGCUUCUAGAUGGAUGUCGAAGAUGUUACUGGAUGGUUCGUGAAAGGGACUCUGUGAACACAUUUUCUCUUGAUGAAGAUACACGUCAAAUGGGGGAAGUUAAUUCCUUGGUUGAUGAACUUUUGGUGAUUAUUGAACUACUAAUGGGUGCGGCAUCUCCUUCAUUGGCUGCCGUUGAUGUCGGUCGAUUACUUGGCUUCAUAACUGACUGCCCACAGCCAAAUCAGGUUGCAAGGGUAUUGCAUCUGAUGUAUAGGCUGGUUGUGCAGCCAAAUGCUGCUAGAGCUAAGACAUUCGCAGCGGCAUUUAUAUCAUCCGGUGGAAUAGAAACAUUUCUUGUUCUUCUGCAGAGAGAAACUAAAACUGGUGAUUACGAUAUUCUAGAAUCUCUGGGUAAGAGUGCCCCAGACUUACCACCUGACCAAAGUGAACAGAGUCAGUCCAAUGGGCCUGGGUUGUUAAAGCAGAUGGAUUCAGACCUAUUAGACAUAGAGAGUGACUCUGGUCUUCCUGCUCCUGAUGACAAUUGUGAUCAGGGUGAUAACGUAGGAUCUUUAAAGGAAGCAGACGCAGUUCAACAAGAAAACAAGCAUGGAUACGAGCAUUCUGUUCAUGACAGUGGCUCAUUUUCCAUCUCCGAUUCCAUAAAUACUGGGAGAGCAUCACCCGUUUCUGAAAACGGUGGUAUAAGUCUUUCGAUAAAUGCAGAUAACACAAGAAAUAGUGUGUACAAUGUUGACAAUAGCGAUGGAAUUGUGGUCGGGAUCAUCAGAUUGAUUGGUGCAUUAAUAUCAAAUGGGCACCUGACAUUUGACUCAGGUGUUCGUUCUGAUGUGCCGAAUAACCUCCUGGGCAGCGGACUCAACGAAAAUGGUGGUACAAUGUUUGAUGAUAAAGUCGCAUUGCUUCUAUUUGCUCUGCAGAGAGCGUUUCAAGCAGCUCCAAACCGGCUAAUGACUGACAAUGUGUACACAACUUUGCUUGGGGCCACGAUUAAUGCUUCGUCAACUGAGGAUGGCCUGAACUUUUACGAUUCAGGUCAUCGUUUUGAACAUGCUCAACUCCUGCUAGUCCUCUUAAGGUCUCUUCCAUUUGCAUGUAGGGCUUUGCAAAGCCGAGCACUUCAGGAUCUUCUAUUUUUGGCUUGUAGUCAUCCGGAAAAUAGGAAUAGUCUGACAACAAUGGAGGAGUGGCCUGAAUGGAUCUUGGAAAUCCUUAUUUCGAACUAUGAGAAGGAUGCAGGGAAGCAGUCUGCUUCGGGUGGUUCUGCGGAGGUGGAAGAUCUCAUCCACAACUUCUUAACCAUAAUGUUGGAGCAUUCAAUGCGCCAGAAGGAUGGUUGGAAGGAUAUUGAGGCUACAAUUCAUUGUGCAGAGUGGCUAUCUAUUGUUGGUGGAUCUAGCACUGGAGAGCAACGAAUUAGGCGUGAGGAGUCAUUACCAAUCUUCAAAAGAAGGCUUCUGGGUGGAUUGCUAGACUUUGCUGCCAGAGAGCUGCAGGCUCAGACUCAAGUUAUUGCUGCAGCUGCUGCUGGUGUUGCAGCAGAGGGUUUAGCUCCAAAGGAGGCAAAGGCAGGAGCAGAAAAUGCUGCUCAGCUUUCUGUGUUUCUGGUGGAAAAUGCAAUAGUGAUUUUGAUGCUUGUCGAAGAUCAUCUGCGAUUACAAAGCAAACAGGCUUGUGCAUCGCAUGCUGUUGAUGCUUCUCCAUCACCUCUUUCUCUUGUCUCUCCUCUGAACAGCCGUCCAAAUACGCUGGCACCAAUUGGGGAAUUAUCAGAGAUUUCCAGUAGUCGUGUUUCAGUCUCUAGUAAUUCAGGGGGAGUCCCUUUAGAUGUGCUUGCUUCAAUGGCUGAUGCAAGUGGACAGAUAUCUGCGGCAAUAAUGGAGCGUCUAACAGCUGCAGCUGCAGCUGAGCCUUAUGAAUCAGUUUCAUGUGCUUUUGUUUCUUAUGGCAGCUGUGCCAUAGAUUUGGCUGAGGGAUGGAAGUAUAGGAGUCGAUUGUGGUAUGGUGUUGGCCUCCCUUCUAAAUCUACUUGUUUUGGUGGUGGUGGCAGUGGUUGGGACUCCUGGAAAUCCACUUUAGAAAAAGAUGCUAACGGAAACUGGAUUGAACUUCCUUUGGUUAAAAAAUCCGUAUCCAUGCUUCAAGCUUUGCUGCUAGAUGAGUCUGGUCUUGGUGGGGGCCUAGGAAUAGGUGGAGGAUCAGGUACAGGGAUGGGAGGAAUGACGGCUCUCUACCAGUUACUGGAUAGUGACCAACCUUUCUUAUGCAUGCUCCGUAUGGUGCUCUUGUCUAUGAGGGAAGACGACUAUGGUGAAAAUAGUACAUUGAUGAGAAAUUUAAGUUCUGAAGAUGGUUUCUCUGGUGGAUUGCAUCGUCCCUCAGGAAACAUAGUCUCAUUAGAUAACAGUUCUCAUAUGUCAGUGCGGCAAUCACGAUCAGCUUUAUUGUGGAGUGUGCUCUCUCCUCUCCUAAACAUGCCAAUUUCUGAUUCAAAGCGGCAGAGAGUGUUGGUUGCUGCAUGUGUUCUUUAUUCCGAGGUAUGGCAUGCUGUGAGCAGGGAUAGGAGACCACUCCGUAAGCAGUACCUUGAGGCUAUUUUGCCACCCUUUGUUGCAGUCCUUCGGAGAUGGAGACCACUUUUGGCUGGCAUUCAUGAACUUGCCACUUCUGAUGGUUUCAAUCCCCUCGUUGUUGAUGAUCGUGCCUUGGCUGCUGACACACUUCCCGUGGAGGCUGCUCUUUCUAUGAUCACUCCGGAGUGGGCUGCUGCUUUUGCAUCGCCACCUGCUGCAUUGGCACUGGCCAUGAUAGCCGCAGGGGCAGCUGGUUGGGAAGCCCCAGCUCCUCCAGCACCUUCACAUCUUAGGCGAGACUCGUCAUUGCUUGAGCGUAAGACCGCGAGACUUCAUACCUUUUCAAGCUUUCAGAAACCAUUGGACGUUCCAACCGAUAGCACACCAGCUCGGCCAAGAGACAAGGCUGCAGCAAAAGCGGCAGCCUUGGCGGCGGCACGUGAUCUUGAACGGAAUGCAAAGAUAGGUUCAGGAAGAGGUCUCAGUGCUGUUGCAAUGGCCACAUCUGCACAACGAAGGAAUGCCAGUGAUAUGGAGCGUUUGCAGAGAUGGAAUAUUUCUGAUGCCAUGGGCGUAGCCUGGAUGGAAUGUCUUCAACCAGUGGACACAAAAUCAGUCUAUGGAAAGGAUUUUAAUGCUUUGUCCUACAAAUUUAUUGCCGUACUAGUAGCAAGCUUUGCUUUAGCACGUAACAUGCAGAGAUUAGAGAUUGACAGGCGUAUACAAGAUGAUAUCAUAGUGAGGCAUCGACUAUGCAAUGGAAUUCGUGGUUGGCGCAAACUCGUUCAUUAUUUGGUUGAAAUGAGAUGCUUUGUUGGGCCUUUUGGAGAUCAUUUUUGCUGUCCUGAAUACGUUUUCUGGAAGCUGGACUCUAUGGAAAGUUCUGCAAGGAUGAGACAGUGUUUAAGCAGGAACUAUUCUGGAACUGAUCAUCUCGGGGCAGCAGCAAACUACGAUGAUCAGACAGAGAUGAAAAAGAGUCAAGAUGGUUUAGGUUCUCCAUCGAAUGCCCCUGUUCUUUCUGCGGAAGCAAUAUCAAUGGAAGUGGUGUAUGAAGAAGAUGAACAAGGAGAGAGUGAUCAUCUUGAUAGCAAAGACAAUUAUGGAAAACAUGGUCGAGAAAAUGAACAGAGGAUGUCUGGAUCUCAUGAUCAUGCAGUGAGAAUGUCAACUGAAACUAGUGUUCCUCAACCUUUGAGUGCACAAGAUAUGGUCCGAGAUUCUUCGGCAGUAGCACCAGGAUUUGUUCCAAGUGAACAUGAUGAAAGGAUUCUUCUUGAGCUUCCUUCAUCUAUGGUCCGACCUCUACAAGUUGUGAAAGGAACGUUUCAGAUCACAACAGGGCGAAUAAAUUUUAUCGCCGACAGAGAAAGCCAAAGUUUGACUGGUAAAUCAGAUAGUUCUUCUGAAGCAGGAGACCGAGAAAAGGAUCGCAGUUGGCUGAUGUCUUCUGUGCAUCAGAUUUAUAGCCGAAGAUAUCUCCUGAGGAAGAGUGCUCUGGAGCUCUUUAUGAUCGACCGAUCAAACUUCUUCUUUGAUUUCGGGAAUACUGAGGGACGAAGAAAUGCAUAUCGAGCUAUCGUUCAAGCAAGGCCUCCUCAUCUGAAUAAUAUUUACCUAGCAACCCAAAGGCCGGAACAGCUUUUAAAAAGAACUCAGUUAAUGGAGCGCUGGGCUAGAUGGGAGAUCAGCAAUUUCGAGUACUUAAUGCAGCUCAAUACGCUAGCUGGGCGUAGUUAUAAUGACAUUACUCAGUAUCCUGUUUUCCCGUGGAUCAUAUCUGACUACAGUUCUGAAAGUAUCGAUCUUUCAAAUCCAUCGACCUACAGAGAUCUAUCCAAGCCUAUUGGUGCUUUGAACCCAGAGCGUCUAAAGAAAUUUCAGGAGCGAUAUUCUAGCUUUGACGAUCCAAUCAUCCCCAAAUUCCAUUAUGGUUCCCAUUACUCAAGUGCUGGAGCUGUGUUGUACUAUCUGACUAGAGUUGAGCCUUUUACAACCCUUUCUAUUCAACUGCAAGGUGGAAAAUUUGAUCAUGCAGACCGCAUGUUUUCAGACAUUGCAGCCACUUGGAAUAGUGUUCUUGAGGAAAUGAGUGAUGUGAAGGAGUUGGUUCCGGAGUUGUUUUACCUUCCUGAGAUGCUGACCAACGAUAACUCGAUCGACUUUGGUAUUACACAACUGGGAGAAAAGCUUGAUGGUGUGAAACUUCCUCCUUGGGCCAAAAACCCAGUUGAUUUUGUACACAAGCAACGAAUGGCCCUUGAGAGCGAACAUGUGUCUGCACAUUUGCAUGAGUGGGUCGAUCUCAUAUUUGGGUAUAAGCAACGUGGCAAGGAAGCUAUACUGGCAAACAAUGUUUUCUUCUACAUUACAUAUGAGGGGACCGUUGAUAUUGAUAAGAUCACAGACCCGGUACAACAACGUGCUACACAAGACCAGAUUGCUUAUUUUGGACAAACACCGUCCCAGCUCUUGACUGUCCCUCACAUGAAACGAAUUCCGCUGAAAGAUGUUCUUCAUAUGCAGACCAUCUUUCGGAAUCCAAAAGAGAUCAAGCCAUAUGCUGUUCCUUCACCCGAACGCUGCAACUUACCUGCCUCAGCCAUACAUGCAUCUUCAGACACGGUCGUGAUUGUUGACAUGAACGUCCCAGCAGCACAUGUGGCACAGCACAAGUGGCAGCCAAACACCCCUGAUGGCCAGGGUACUCCUUUCCUCUUUCAUCAUGGAAAAGCAACAACAACCUCAACUGGUGGAACUUUAAUACGCAUGUUCAAGGGUCCAGUCAGUUCUGGUCCUGAUGAUUGGCAAUUCCCUCAGGCACAAGCAUUUGCUUCAUCAGGGAUUAGAAGUUCAGCGAUCGUUGCAAUUACUAGUGAUGGAGAAAUUAUCUCAGGUGGGCAUGCUGAUAACAGUGUCAAGCUGAUCUCAUCUGAUGGAGCUAAAACAUUGGAAACUGCUUUCGGGCACUGCGCCCCUGUAACUUGUCUGGCUCUGUCCCCGGAUCAUAGUUUCCUUGUGACAGGCUCACGGGACACAACUGUGUUGCUGUGGAGAAUUCACAAGGGCCCCACUUCUGGGACAAGCAUGUCUGAGCAGUCAACUGGCUCAGGAAUGUCAUCCUUCGCCACAGGCAGCAGGAAAAAAUGUCGAAUCGAAGGACCAAUACAAGUACUUCGUGGCCAUCGAAGAGAAAUACUUUGUUGUUGUGUUAGUUCAGAUCAAGGAGUUGUUGUUUCGUCCUCGGAAUCCUCAGAUAUUCUAUUGCAUUCCGUAAGAAAAGGGCGGCUGAUCAGACGGUUAGGUGGAGUGGAGGCACAUGCUCUGUGCAUUUCAUCCGAGGGGGUUAUAAUGGCCUGGAACAGAUCGGAGAAUUCUAUUAGCGCUUUCUCCAUCAACGGGAUUCUGAUUGCCAAAGCCAAUCUCCCUUUCUCUUGUAGCAUCAGUUGCAUGGAAAUAUCUAUGGACGGCCAAAAUGCCUUGAUUGGGAUUAACUCGACUUCCAGUGAUGAUGUUUCGAGAAGUGAUAAUAGCAUGGCUUUGAGUCCAAAGAUACCAGCAAGUGAAGAUUCAUUAAAUCAAACCGAGGAGAUUGGUAGACUGGAUAUCUCAUCUCCUUCAAUUUGCUUCCUCAACCUAUACACACUCCAGGUAUUCCAUGUGCUGAAGUUGGCCCAAGGACAGGAUAUAACCACAAUGACUUUGAACACCGACAACACUAAUCUUUUAGUUGCCACUGCAGAUAAACAGUUGAUAAUCUUCACUGAUCCAGCUUUAAGCUUGAAGGUGGUGGAUCAGAUGCUGAAGCUUGGCUGGGAAGGAUAAGGGGUCAGCCCCUCGAUAAAAUCUUAGCAAUCCACGUGUCAUUGUGCCGUUGAAACUCCGAAGUUGCAGUACCAUCCGUAGAACCUAAAAUCAGAUGCCCUGCGCUUGGAAGUCAGGUUUUGGACGUGUGCUUUUGUCUUGUCUUGGCGAGGUGUAAAAUUAUAUUUGACUCCCAGCCUUCCAGAGAUAAAUCAGGUUGAAGCAGCAUCAUCACAGGCCUACGCCCAGCUUGAAGCCUAUACCAUUGUUUUAUUUUAUUUUGCUAUAUUUUUUUUUUGGCCCAAUUUGAGUUUUUUUCCUUUUUUUUUGGGAUGGAACAUACGAGUCAUUCAUUUUCUUUUGAUUUUUUGUGUGAUAGGUAACCUCGGAAAGACAUACAUAUGUUCAUUUUAUUACAUCCAUUUAGUUCACUGCAUCAGAUGUUGCUCACAUAACUUAUUAUAUUUUA